This is a messenger RNA of Oryzias melastigma (Indian medaka), 2052 nucleotides long. RefSeq names its product zinc finger, FYVE domain containing 27 (gene zfyve27). Gene Ontology annotation, biological process: neurotrophin TRK receptor signaling pathway; protein localization to plasma membrane; endoplasmic reticulum tubular network formation. Gene Ontology annotation, molecular function: metal ion binding. NCBI's taxonomy places the organism in Eukaryota, Metazoa, Chordata, Actinopteri, Beloniformes, Adrianichthyidae. The record is from RefSeq and is a predicted model, not a curated record. Gene Ontology annotation, cellular component: endoplasmic reticulum tubular network; growth cone membrane.
AUAGGAAGUAGCGGUCGAUGCGGCAUCUACUCUCUAUUAUAUCUAUGGUCCCACUGGCCGACUCCGCCCUCGAAUGCUAUCAGCUGUUCAGCCUGGAUCCGACCGGAAGCAGGUUUUCAGGAAGAGCUUUCGCUGAGCGCAAAAACCUUCGUGAAUAAAAGUGCUGUCUUCUCUGGUGCUUGCGGGGGGUGUGCUCCUUCAGGGUUUCAGAGAGGAGGCAGCGGUCAUGUUGCUUCCGCGGGUCCUCUGCUCCCCCCGCGCCGCUGGGGCCGUCGGGACUCGCUAGCUUAGCCCGAGCAACCUUUACAACCCCUAGCAUCUUAAGCCGUCUGUGUUGGACCCCUUCUGCUGUGGUGCUGGGAUGGCAGUCCUCACCUCUGGAACAUGUCAGGACCCCCCUCAGGGCCUGGGGGGCCAGGGCGAGCUGACUCACUCGUCAAAAGAAACUCCAGGAUCUGCAGACGCCUUCGAGUUGGGCAGCCCCCGCUGUUCGCCUAACCUGGACCUCCUGAACAUGGUUGUGUCGUACAAGAGGAUGGCGGUGUUCCUGGAGCCGUUGGUAGACGUGGUGGAUGUGAUCGGCUUCCUGCUCAGAUGGAAGAUGCCGCUUUGCUCUCUGUUCGUUUGGGUUUUUCUCAAUAUUUUCUUCUGCACUGUGUCUGAAGUUGGUUGGUUCACCUUAAGUAUGAUGGGGUUGUUGCUUCCGGCCGCUGUGGGUUACCUGCAGGACAGGUGCGGCAACAAACGUCCAGAGGAUGAGCUCCAAAGGAGGCGCAUUUAUGCUGUCCAGCGCAGAGACUUGCAGACGGUGCAGCUGACCAAGCAGGAGGCCAUGAUGGAGGUCAAAGAGAUGUUGAAGCACCUGGAUGACUCGCUGUCAUCAGCCUGUCAGUCUGCAGAAUCCGUUUACAAGCUUCUGUACUGGGACGACCACUGUACCUCAUCAAGGUUCUACGCUGGAUUGCUGACGCUGGUGUGUCUGCUGUACGUGGCCCCUGUGGGCUGGGUGUUGGCUGCGCUCACCAGCGCCUCCUUCCUGUGGAACAGAGACUUUUGCAGAGUUUUAUUGGACCUCCGUAGGCUCUUCCAGCGGGGGCAGAGCUCGUCCUCAGAAGGCGUGUGCGAAGAACGAGAGCUGGGCAGUCUGAUGGAAAGGACCCCCACGCCGACCAGCCUGGAGGACCUGUCUCCAGGCAGUGUGGAGGAGGCGGAAGAGGCAGAGCCCGAUGAUGAAUUUAAGGAUCCUAUUGAGGAAAGCUCAGUUAUGCUGCAGGAGGCCCCUUUGGUCAUGUUGAGGAACUGCAGUAACUGUGGCAACAGCUUCUGCUCCCGAUGCUGCUCCUUCAAGGUGUUCAGGUCCUGCAUGGGGGCCACAGCUCCGGAGGCUCAGAGAGAGACCGUGUUUGUGUGCGCCGCCUGUAACUCCUCCCUCUCCAAGUCACAGUGAGCUCUUCCUCUCGAGAAACCUGCAGCUUCUCUGACACCCUUACUGUUUACGUUCUUUGGACCUAAAGAGUCUCAGAGGCAGAAUUCAAGAGAGACUGUGGCUGAGGGACACAUUCCCCUUUCUGAGCAGAGAGAAGUGAAGUUCCUGCGGGGAAUGUGAGGAUGACCUGAAGGAGCUUUUUGAAAACCGUUCGAGAUUUGUGUUGCUUUGUCCUGCUGUCUGUGAGUUUUAGAUUUCUUUUAGUUUCUGGACAGGAUCAAACACACUGCCUCAGGUCUUUGUUUUACUGGAAGCUGAUUGCACAUGGGGUUCAGGAUGUAACGGUGGAGUCUGAGACCUCUAACUGGAUGACGGAUGGCUUCACUGGAUCAAAACCAUCUGAAUUCUUCAGAACAUUUAUCUGGACUCUGAGGCAUUAGAUCCAGUUGGUCAAAAUGUUUUAAUUACAAUUCAGACAUUGUUAUGACAACUGUUUGCUUUUAUUGUGAUCUUAUUAAUCAUUUAUGUAAACUUUAUUUAAGCAUUUUUGUCUGGUGGUGUUCUUUCGUCUGUAUUUAUUGACUUUAUUGAAUGGAUGUUGAAAUAAACUCUUCAGGUUUGUUUGA